UUCUCGUAUUGUAGUUGACUCUUAUCCAUUCUUCUUCGGAAAUUUGCUAUGUGUAGAUUGGGAAUAUUCAUUCAGUUUAUUUAGUUCCGUGUGUCGAGUGUUUACUUAGUCCCAUUCUGUUGUUUUUCUACGUGACUUGGACAAAUAUUUUGGGAAUUUUUUAGUUGAAGAAUUUCGUAGAUAUAGAAAUAUGUCAAUGCUGGAUUCCGAAGUAGCAAAAUGGUUCUCGGGAAAGCAUAUCCUCAUCACUGGAUCCACAGGAUACAUGGGCAAGGUGAUGGUUGAGAAAUUGCUUCGGUGUUGUCCACAAAUAGCCAAAAUAUACCUCUUAAUAAGAACAAGAAAUGGUAAAUCUCCAUCGCAAAGACUAGAAGAUUUUAUUCAAAACCCAGUUUUUGACAUUUUAAGGAAGCAGACCAACGCUACAAAAAUAUUCUUAAAGCUUGAAUGCAUCCACGGUGAUUUGUCUGCGGAAAAAUUGAACCUAACAAGCCAGGACGAGGAAAACCUACGGGAAAACGUCGAGGUCCUUUUUCACAUGGCAGCGAAUGUCAGAUUCGAUCAACCAUUAAAGGGAGCCCUGAUAAUGAAUACGUUGGGAACCAAACGUGUCCUUGACAUGGCCUGUACUUUCCCAAAGCUGAUGGCUUUCGUCCACGUUUCUACCACUUACUGCCAUUGCGAUCUCACAGUUCUGGAGGAGAAGAUAUAUCAGGCUCCACACGAUCCCAGGAAAUUACUUGAUAUGGCAAGCUGGAUUGACGAUAAGUUAUUGGAUCUGAUGACACCGCAUCUAAUAAAGAACUCACCAAAUACAUACGCAUAUACCAAAUGUCUGACGGAACAUCUUGUCAAUGAAUAUUCUAAUUUGCUGCCCAUUGCUAUUGCCAGACCAGCUUCAGUGACUGCCGCUUGGAAGGAGCCACUUCCUGGAUGGGUAGACAACCUGAACGGCCCCACAGGCAUUAUUGUGGGUUCUGGCAAAGGUGUUAUACGAAGUAUGCACUGCAAUGCAGAAUAUAAGGCAGAUAUAAUACCAGUGGAUUCGACAGCUAACAGCAUUAUACUCGUCGGUUACCAUUUGGGAUCGCACCAGAAAACCGACAUACAAGUUUUCAACAUAACCGCUGAUAAGGAUCAACGGAUUUCAUGGGGCGAAGCUCUGAAUAUGGGCAAGAAACAUUUCUACGAAAACCCUUUCAGUAUAUGUCUUUGGUACCCAGAUGGAAGUAUCAAAUCGAGCUAUUUUGUGCAUAUGCUGGCUGCUUUUUUCUUCCACACAAUACCGGCUUAUUUAAUAGACUUCCUCAUGGUUCUUAUCAGGAGAAAACCAUUCAUGAUCAAAAUAUAUAAACGCAUUAAAAAAGGUUUGGAAGUGCUCCAGUAUUAUACCACAAGACCCUGGCUCUUUCAUAACGAAAGAAUGAAAGCUGUGAGUAAUUCCUUGAAUGAAACUGAUCAAAAAAUUUUCUACACAAGUGGACCUACAGAUUACAAUGAGUAUAUUUUGAAUUAUAUACUUGGAGCUAGACGGUAUUGUUUACAUGAAGAGCCGGAUACAAUUCCUUAUGCAAAGAAAGUUCUAAAAAGGCUAUAUUAUUUGGACCUUUGCAAGAAUAUCUUAUUAGGAUGUCUUAUUAUCUGGCUGUUCGGAGGACACAUCGUUGAAUUCAUUUUUAGGUUUAAAUAUGUAUUUCAAAACGAUCUGUAUUACUUUAAAAAAUUAGGUUUCUAUGUAAUGUAAAAAUAAUUUAAUGUUGUUAUCCAACAAAAAUAAUUCUGUUGUGAUUUUAUAUUUCUCAAUAGUGUUCAGUUUGCAACAAAUAAAUUUAUAU
Harmonia axyridis is the source of this 1835-nucleotide messenger RNA. RefSeq names its product putative fatty acyl-CoA reductase CG5065. Gene Ontology annotation, biological process: long-chain fatty-acyl-CoA metabolic process. The record is from RefSeq and is a predicted model, not a curated record. Gene Ontology annotation, cellular component: peroxisome. Lineage: Eukaryota; Metazoa; Arthropoda; Insecta; Coleoptera; Coccinellidae. Gene Ontology annotation, molecular function: alcohol-forming very long-chain fatty acyl-CoA reductase (NADP+) activity. The transcript is spliced from 8 exons. Bases 191 to 1744 code for a protein of 517 amino acids.